AUGAAGAACUACAGUAUUCGCAGGAGUGCUGAGUACCUGGUGAUCGAGUCCGACCGGUUAAAGUACCAUGUGCAGUGUCGUCAGUUUGACAGUGGGUGUCAAUGGAGCCUCUGUGUGGCCCUUCUUCAGAAUCUCGGAUACUGGGAGGUUCGGAGAUUUGGUGGACCACACAGCGGUCUGGCACCCACCAUGUCUCAAGAUCAUCAUCAGUUAGAUAGCAGUCUCAUCUGUAGGGUGAUAUUGCCCAUGAUUCAGUCCAACCCGUCUGUUAGUAUCCCGGUCUUACAAGGUGCGGUCCACGCAAGCUAUCACUUCAAAUCCUCAUACAGAAAGGUGUGGAUGGCGAAGCAGAAGGCCAUUGCACGAUCUACGGUGAUUGGGAAGAGUCGUACAAUAAGGUGCCAAAACUACUUCAGGCACUGUAGAGUUGUUUCCCCGGCACCAUUUGUGACCUACACGUCAAACCGUAUUACGAAGGACGGAAAUAGCAACAUACUGCCAAUUGCUUUUGCCAUUGUUGAGUCUGAGAGCACCGAAUCAUGGUCGUUCUUCCUUACCAAUUUGAGGCACCACGUCACCCCACAAGACAGCUUGCUGGUCAUAUCAAACAGAUCUCUGCCCAUCAAGGCCACCCUAGGAGCUGAUGAUAGUGGGUGA
Messenger RNA from Arachis duranensis, 657 nucleotides. RefSeq lists its product as uncharacterized. NCBI's taxonomy places the organism in Eukaryota, Viridiplantae, Streptophyta, Magnoliopsida, Fabales, Fabaceae. Bases 1 to 657 code for a protein of 218 amino acids. The record is from RefSeq and is a predicted model, not a curated record. The transcript has 3 exons.